Molecule: messenger RNA, 3118 nt
Organism: Pocillopora damicornis (cauliflower coral)
Lineage: Eukaryota; Metazoa; Cnidaria; Anthozoa; Scleractinia; Pocilloporidae
Product: leucine-rich repeat-containing protein 45
Cellular component (GO): plasma membrane; centrosome
Molecular function (GO): protein binding
Source: RefSeq, a predicted model, not a curated record
GCCGUUAAAGUCCGUUACCACUUGUUGCAGCGUUGUUUUAUUGUUUUUUGGAGUACUAGGCAAAAUAUUUGAAGAAGAUGGAAGAGUUUCACAAACGCUACUCUACAAUAUGUCGAGAACAUCAUGUAUUUCCAUUAGAAAGUGUUCUAAAUCAUAUUCGAAGCUAUGCAGACGGCGAACAGUUUCGUGAAAGUAGAUCAACGCCUGAGAGUGCGACGAAAUUAGAUCUUUCCUGUUGUAACCUCACUCCAGAGGAUUGUAAUGCACUUGUUAGCGUUCUUACAGAUGACCUGUUCUUUGAAGAGCUAAAUCUUUCCGACUGUCUGCUUAGCGAAGAAUCAAGCAAAAUCAUUCUUAGAGGCUUGAUAGACAAUAAAGCCGUCAAACGGUUGAACUUGAAAGGGAAUAACAUUCGCGCUGGGGCUGCAGAAAUCUUGGGUCAGUUCCUGAAGAGAAAUGAGUGUGUUCGAAGUCUACUUAUCGAGUGGAAUUCGCUUGGCUUGUGGGAUAAUGGAAUGAGAGCUAUUUGUGAGGGACUGGCUCACAAUCAAGCGUUAUUAUUUCUCGAUUUGAGGAAUAAUCAGAUUACCCAUGAAGGAGCAAGUCAAAUCGCUGUUGCAUUAAAACGUAACCAAUGUUUAAGAGGUCUAGAUUUACGCUGGAAUAAUAUCGGCCUCCUUGGUGGAAGGGAAUUACUGGAAGCUUUGAAGUUUAACAAAAGGCUUGUGGGGUUGGAACUCACAGGGAACAACAUUCCUCAAGAUAUUGUUCAGGCUUUGUCUGUUGCUAUCCAACAGAACAGUGACAGACAAGUAGCUUUUGAAGAACAUCAGGCCCAAACUGAGGCUUUAACAAGAGAAUUGGAAAUGACACAAGAGAAAAAAAGACAGGAGGUGAUGAGUUUGAAGGAAGAAAUUGACCAACAGAGAUCCAGUCAGGAACAGCUUAACAGAAGUAUGCAAACCAAGAUUGAUCACUUGAGAACAGCUUUGGAUGAAAGGAAAGCAGCAUUUGAUUCAUUAUCAUCAAAAUUGUCCACCACCAACUCUGAAUUACUUUUGUCCAGAAAAAUGUUCUCUGAACAGAAGCUUGCAGUUCAGACAUUAACUGAUGAACUGCAAGAGGAAAAGGAAAGCAAGGCUGCAACAGAACUCCUCCACAGAAAGAAAAUGAAUGAGGUUCUGGAGAAAAAUCAGGAGUUAGAAAAAACAAUCAACAUUCUUGAAAGAAGAAAUAAGAGCCAUGAGAAUAAGAUAAGUACUUUAGAGAAAGAUAUUGAAGCCAUGGAAACCCAGUUUGCUGAUAGGGGAAAGGCUAGUGAUAAAAAAUUCCAGGAAGAGCUUCUGAAUACUGAAAGAAGGCUACAAAAAGAAGUAAGCAAUUUGCAGCAGAAAGCUCUGGAAUAUCGUGAAGCCACAAAAGAAAAGAUGAUGAAGUUGGAGGAAGAGAAAACUGCAUUUGAAGAGGAGGUUAGCACUUUGAAAUCUCAGUUGGUCUCGUUGAGGAUCUCCUCAGAUGAAGAACUCCGUAACACAAAGACAAGGUUAAAACAAGAUGAAAUUACUAGAUCCCGACAGUAUGAUGAGCAUAUAUCUCAAAUCCAGCAAUCACAGAGUGAGCUUCAAAUCCAAAACACAAAACAGUUGACACAGAUCACAGAUUUGCAGUCUCAGCUUAAUUCUACACACAGAGAUAGUGAAAUGUUGAGGAGGCAGAUGGAAACUUUGAAGCAACAACUGGAACAGAAAGAUGCAGAUUACAGAAAUGAGGUCAAUCGGUCAAGAAUUGAACUUGACUCAGAAAGGAAAACUCAGUCUGAGCUACGAGAUAAAAUUUCUGAUUUGGAAAGUAGAAUAGCUGAAAUGACAAGAAGACACAGGGAUGCUAUAAGCAUAAAGGUCAGUGAAUUGGAACUACUAAAGGAACAGCUCAGAUGCAAAGAAAAUGAAAUCAAAAAAAUUCAUGAUGAAGAAAUGAAGAGAGCUGAACUUCUUGAGAAAGCCAUAUAUAGCUAUGUAUCUAGCACUAAAAAUUCUUCACUCUCUCCUCACCAAUCUUAGUGGAAUCACUGUUAGAUUGGUAAUGUUCUUGUCAUGAUUAAACACUUGUCCCAUUCUGCUAUUUCUCAAAAAAUGUCUCCAUUGAUAAGUAAAGAAUUGGAUUACUCAUGUCAAUUUGCAAUCAUUUGAUUAUAGCCUCAGUUCAGUGUAAACUGAAUUGCAAAACUUAAGGGCUAUUUUCAAUGCACCUGCACUUAAAUAAUUUGACAUGACGCAAACAGGUUGUUUUGAAAGAUGAAGUUUUUAGUACAAAUAAAUUAUGUUCAAUGGAAAAUAUAAUUGCAAUCUAAAAAAAUUGUACUUCCCAAAUUCCCACUGUGAUGAGGAAAGUCAACCGUUGCAAAUUAAUGUCAGUCUUAAGUAAUCAAAAAAGUGACAAGUCUUGUUGAACUCGGGUUACAUCUGAAAAGUUGACUUUUCUCAUUUAAUUUAGAAUCCUGAAAAAAGAUGGACUAUGUGGUUGCUGACUAACGAUUAUUUUGUCAGUAAUUAUUCUGUAAUUUCAGAGCAAGCUGAGGGUCUAGACUGUUACCCAGUUUCUAGUUUCUAAUCAUUGUAUUAAAUUUUUUAUUAAGUAAUCUGAAAUUUAACACAGUGUUCAAUUUUAUUUUCCCAACAAGGCAUCAGACAUAGAUAUUUGAAAAUUUAUAUUGUUAGUUAUGUGGCUUUUCAAAACUUAGAUAAAUGAAAAAGGAGUUUUAAACUAUUAUAAAGCGAAAUAGGAUUGUAUAGCACAUUCAGUAACACAAAGUGUGUUCAAAAUAUUAAUUUUCUUUAUGAGAAUUGUAUUGUAUUUGUACCUUGUAAAAGAAGCUUUGAUAAAAUUUACUCUUAAAGUAAUGUUGACAUCCAAUACUUUGCUUUAGUCUUGACAAAUCUAUACUGUGAGGCAGUUGUUCCUUUUCCAGAGAUUUAAUCUGAAGACCAGUAUCAUUUGUACAAGCAGAGAGGACAUACUAUGUUUUUCUGUUGGUGAAGAGUUGUUCUAACACGUGUCUUUCGACUAGUCUUGAAUUGCAAGUCUUUAAAUGAGCCAUUAAAUGCAGAACCAGUGAUAA